Mangifera indica (mango) is the source of this 861-nucleotide messenger RNA. RefSeq lists its product as uncharacterized. The transcript has 4 exons. The record is from RefSeq and is a predicted model, not a curated record. The coding region runs from base 23 to 679 and encodes 218 amino acids. NCBI's taxonomy places the organism in Eukaryota, Viridiplantae, Streptophyta, Magnoliopsida, Sapindales, Anacardiaceae.
AGCGUAGAAUUGUGUCAGAGUUAUGAAACGAAAGAAACCAAAAACAGAAAUGGAAGAUUUUGAGAAGAAAUUAAAACUGACCGAAUCAAUGGAGAUUGAACCAACGGCAGAUGAAGAAGCAAACAACAAGUCCUCCAAAACUCUCCUUUUGCUCCGCAGAUUCCUCGCCGUUCAGCAGCGUAGAGCCCAAGCUUAUGCCAACCUUAAACGGGGCUUUUCGGAGUAUAUGGUUUCAGGAGGGGAAUUAGCUUACCAACAACUUUGCAGUGAGAUUACAGAGGAGUUCAAUGACUGCUCUAAACAAGUACUUGAAAUGGAAUCUUCAUUUCGAAAUCCUGAGUUUUGCCGAGUUGAUCUAGCUCAACUACUCAGAGCUGUUCAAAUGCAGGAAAAGCAAAAACUAAAUCUGACGGCAAGAAUUCAGGUACUGAAGAAGACUGGUCGUCCAUCAGAGCGUGUCGUGAACCAUGAGAACUGUCGAUUUAGGUCUCCAACAGAGCAUGAGUGUGUGCAUGUCCAUGAGAUAACCGAAGCAGCUGGAACUGAAGAAGCAGAAGCAGAUGCGGAGUAUGAUAAUGCUCUCAAGGAAGCCAUUAGAGGUGUUCAGGAUGCUGUGACUGCCAUAAAUGAACAUUUAGAAGAAGUAAGAUAUGAAAUUGCCGCACUUGAAUCUGAGUGACUUCAUUCAGUAUUUCUUUAGCUAGGUCUGAACACAUCUGGUAAGCGUCUGCAAGGCCUUAGAAGAAAGUGACAAACACAUUAGAAAGAAGAAAAAAAUGAUGAGAUGUUUUGUAUGGUAAAUUGGUUGGCAUAUUGUGUUUUUUUCAAAAAUUAAUGGAUUGUUUUGAGUUGAUUAUCAAA